This is a messenger RNA of Tachyglossus aculeatus (Australian echidna), 1282 nucleotides long. RefSeq names its product transmembrane protein 205 (gene TMEM205). The transcript is spliced from 5 exons. The record is from RefSeq and is a predicted model, not a curated record. NCBI's taxonomy places the organism in Eukaryota, Metazoa, Chordata, Mammalia, Monotremata, Tachyglossidae. The coding region runs from base 198 to 758 and encodes 186 amino acids.
CGGAGGGUCUCGGGGUGGAGACGGGGCCAGAGCGGAGGCCUAAGGGCGGCAAGACGUUUUCUCAGACUUCCCCGGAUCUGACCCUGGGCAUCUCCUUGGGUCACCUGCCUUAGUUCACCUGACUGGGGAAGUAAACUCUCUCCCACAGCCCCCACCGUCUCUUUAGGUCUCAGGUCAGCACUCACUGUGGGAUACUGAUGGAAGGGGAGCCUGGGAGCAUGGCCAAGGUGGCCCAGUUGCUGAUCCUGUCUCUGUCCUGGGGCAUGCAGAUCUGGGUCACCUUCAUCUCAGGUUUUGUGUUGUACAGGGGUGUGGCCCGGCACACCUUUGGCCUGGUGCAGAGCAAACUCUUCCCCUUCUACUUCUACAUAACGCUGGCUUGUGCCUUCCUCAACCUCAGCAUCUUUGCCGUUUACCACCCACGAGAACAGCUUACCCAGGGGGAGGCCGGCCAGCUCUCCCUCUUCUUCGUUUGCCUGGUGCUGUCAGCUCUGAAUGCCCAGUGGCUCUCAGGCUCCACCACGGAGGCCAUGUGGAAGAUGCAGGCGGUGGAGAAGGAGCACAGGCUGGGGCAGGAAGUGGGCCUGAGCAGCAGUCAGGGGGCCUACAAACAGCUGCGGGAGAAGGACCCCAAGUACCGGGCUCUGCGGCAGAAGUUCUUUCGCUACCAUGGCCUCUCCUCCCUCUGCAAUCUUGCCUGCCUGAUCUGCAACGGGGUCUGCCUGGUCUGCCUGGCCCUGCGACUUGACAGCCUGUAGGCCGGAGGCUGGAGCCACGUGAGCCCCAGCUCCUCUGCCCUUACUGCGUACCCUGCUGCCCUCCUUGGUGGGCAGAGAACGAAUGAAACCAGAAUCUUUAUCCCUCAGCCCUGCCCCUUUGUAGGACUGAAGUGUCUGAGACCCAACUUCUCCUUUCCAGGGCCGGACUUUGGCUUCUCUUCCUGACUUACUGGUGGUCGGGGAGGGUGGGUGCCGGGGAUGCCACAGAAUCGUGAUUCUGGGCCCAAAGGUGCUGCCUUCUCUCUCAAUUGGGGCCAAUCUCCUGUCUUUUUGUAGGAACACCCUACUUUUGUAGCUGCCACCCAUUUCAGGCCUAAGUGCUGAAGUGACCGUCCCUGCCCUAUCUUGUUCAUCUCCUUUGCAUGGUUUUUAGACCACUGUGGGGUGGGAGGGAAGUGUCUACUUCCUGCUCCUGCUGUGGGUAAGCUCUUAAAACAAGACCCUUCUUUGUACAGCCUGCCACUGUUCCCCAGAAAUGAUUAAAGCGAUUUCUUAAGAGUGUC